Corticium candelabrum is the source of this 2546-nucleotide messenger RNA. RefSeq lists its product as uncharacterized. Bases 396 to 2327 code for a protein of 643 amino acids. The transcript has 18 exons. The record is from RefSeq and is a predicted model, not a curated record. Gene Ontology annotation, molecular function: calcium ion binding; protein binding. Gene Ontology annotation, cellular component: Golgi apparatus. Lineage: Eukaryota; Metazoa; Porifera; Homoscleromorpha; Homosclerophorida; Plakinidae.
UCGUCUUACAAGGUAUCGUUGACAACUGAUCUAUUCUCUGUUUUUUGCGUGCUUUCCAACCUUAGAGAGAUCUAGAUACGCUUGCAGGAAGCCAAGUAAAACGGUCAACUAUGACGUUCGUCCGCCGGUAGCUUCGACUAUUUGUAUUUCGCCCAACAUAUAGAGCGGAGCGAAUUUAACCUACUUGGUUCUUGGAUGUGCCUGCACUAUUGCUUUCUUCAGAACUUCUUGUCAAGGUGGAAUCUUCUCGUGUUUGGAGGUGCAGGACGAGGUCAAAGUGACGAUGAUUAUGACGGUUUCCGGUCAUUUUGACUCGCGAUGUAGUCGUACAAGGUCGACAAUCUGAGCGUCAUGAUUCUUCGGGCUUGAGAAAUAUCUACAGUGUGUAUGACAGAAUGGCGUUGCUUUCUCCUGGAGACAAGUUUAUUGAUCAAGCGACAUUUUUACAGUAUUUUCCACUGGAUGGUUUGUUAGCAAAGAGAUUGUUUGUUGUGUUUGACACAAAGAAGACAGGUUACAUUGACCUCGAGGAAUUUCAAAAUGGCUUGGCUCUUUGUCUUCAUGGGACACAUGAAGAAAAAUGCAAGAUGAUCUUUGACAUGUGCAAUUUGGAUGGUUCUGAUGGUGUGUCACCUGAUGAGCUGUAUUCUGUGUUGGUAUCAUGUGUGUCAGCUUCCCACAAGAUUCAGAAUAUCUACUACGGCUCCAAGAACUCUAUUGAUUCAUUGGACUUAGUUGAUAGCCAAAAGCAAGUUCGGUAUGUUGUAGAGCAAGCGUUCAAAAUGCAUGACAAUGACAGGACUGGAAAACUCUCAUCUGAGAAUUUCUAUUUGUGGUUGAAGGAGAAUCCUCUUCUUGUAGAUUCUAUAUUCAGUCAUGAAAGUUUCAAGCAUCUUUCAAGAGUCAGUCCAACUGGUUCUUUUUCCAAGAAAUCAGUCAACAGACAUCUGCACAGUCAACGAUGGAUGGAUAGCAAAUCUCAGAGACAAGAAUCACGUGAUCUUGAUACUGAUGCAGCGGCAGUUUCCACUUCAAAUGAUUCUCUAUUUUUGCUUAAAUGGAAUCGCAUUGGUUCACCUGCAAAUUCUAACACUUGCUGGCCUCAAUACAGAGACAGGCACGCUGUAUGUUGUCAUCAGGGACUGUUCUAUCUCAUUGGAGGUAGAAACGGCGGAGUGUCAUAUUCUGACUUUUGGAAAUGGGAUCCAAACACAAGAGAAUGGGAGAUUUUGCAGAAUGAUUUGCCACUGUUACAAGGACACACGGCUGUUGUAAUACAAAAUAGUCUAGUGGUGUUUGGUGGGCAGUUUUCUAUGGAUCCUCACUGCUGUCUUUGCAUGUAUAAUUUUGACACAGCAGAGUGGAUUGUAAAUAAGCAACUCCAGUUGACGUCUACGUUACAGAUGUGGCAACGACCAACCAAUCGUUCUUUCCAUGUUGCAGUCAUUCAUCAAUCGGACAUGUGUAUGUAUGUUCAUGGGGGAUGUAUCGAAUUGAAAGGGAUUACAAACGAAGUAUGGAAAUUCUUUCCAGAGAUUAUGGUGUGGCAACAGGUGAAAGAUGAAAGUGGGACAGCUCCCUCUCUUUGUCAUCACUCAGCAGUCAUUCACAGGGAGGCAAUUUGGAUUCAUGGAGGGACAGCUCCUUCUGGAAUUUCAUCAGCUACCUGGCGUUUGCCGUUUGAGACUAUGCAGUGGGAGCAUAUCAGUACAUCAUGUCCUGGUCCUGCUUUGUACAGCCACACAGCAAAUAAGGUGAAGGCAUGCAUGGUUGUUAUAGGUGGAAAAACAAAAGCUACUUGGAAUGAUAGGGUGUGGCUGCUUCACUUUGAUACCCAUAUAUGGUCAACUGUGGACAACACUGGUAGUAGUCCGCCAUUUCCUUUUAUGGAUCAUUCGGUCACAACUUUAACAGGGAAUGCAACAUCGUUUCUAUUCCCUGUUGCACAAGACAGAUCCACAGCCAAUAAAAGGCAAAGACAGGGCACGUUAUCUCUCCAAAGCAGCACUGCUGACUGCAAAUCUGAUAAAUCAAUGUUAUCCUUGAACGAUUGUGAUGUUGAAUUGUUGGACAUGGCUUCUGUUGCGCUCCCUGGAUCUGUCAGUGGAGAUGAUAUGUUCGACGGAUUGAAACCAGUUAAAACUCAGACAGCUCAGUCUUUGGGUUCUCAAGAAGCAGCGAUGGAGCAUGCAAUCCCAAGUGAUCCAAGAAUGGGUACACUUCUUGGAAGUCACACAGGAAUGUAUUUGUUUGGAGGGAAAACUAGUCAUUAUGGUGAUAGUUUUGGACCAUUAAGUAUAUGGCAUGUUUCCCUACAGAGAUUUUAAUCUCAUUCAGAGUAUUUCAUCCAGCUUUCUAAGGAUUAGUAGAGAACAGUGGCAUGUCUAUGCUGAACAAAUCCAGUUGUGCAAGUGAACGGCUGUAGGAAUUGCAGCAGCAUAAGGUUUGGACGUUCUUUCAUUAAUAAUUUGCAGAGCAACUGCUUUAUUUGAAUUACUCAAUUUUUUUAUUGAACACAUUAAAUUACAUAUCACGCGUAGCGAGGU